AUGGAUUUGCUCCGUUAUGGUCUCUCGCGUGGUGGAUCCCGACACGCGUCUUACUUGUGGCAAGGUGUAACAAAGCGUUAUUUAAGCACGCAACCUGCCGCCACAUCGUCGCCUACCACGCAUUAUCGUAUAACUUUGCGUCGCUCAGCUAUUGGUCUUCCGAAGCACACUGGUCGAGUUAUCGAGGCUCUUGGACUUCGUAAGCGUCUUCAAAGCGUUUACCACCGACAAAGUCCCGACAUCGCUGGCAUGGUGCUGGCUGUGAAAGAGCUUGUGCAUGUCGAAAAUGUGCGGUUGAUGGAGUCUUCCUCAGACCUCGUGGACGAGGUCGCGAACCCGGUAUGGGUUAACGCACAAGGCGAAGUGGUAGAUGCAGGACGUCUAUCUCGGAAGGCGCCUCGGGGAUUCAAGAUCGUGGGGAACCUAACCGAUGAACAGCGCGACGCAGCUUUUCGCUCUUCACCGGAGUAG
Malassezia globosa CBS 7966 is the source of this 471-nucleotide messenger RNA. RefSeq lists its product as uncharacterized. The record is from RefSeq and is a predicted model, not a curated record. Bases 1 to 471 code for a protein of 156 amino acids. Gene Ontology annotation, cellular component: large ribosomal subunit; mitochondrion. The transcript has a single exon. Gene Ontology annotation, biological process: translation. Gene Ontology annotation, molecular function: structural constituent of ribosome. NCBI's taxonomy places the organism in Eukaryota, Fungi, Basidiomycota, Malasseziomycetes, Malasseziales, Malasseziaceae.